CGAUGCCCCGCCUCUGAUGGUAGCCUUAAACCUGGCACCCGGCUAAAACAAACCAAAGCCAGCACCGAGCUCCCCACUCGAUCCAAUUAAAGGCGCGACUUGAGGCGCUCUCCUACGUGUUCAUCUACCAGGAUCGACGUUGAGACAACAGGAACCAGAGGGGCUUUGGCCAAAAAAAAAAAAAAAAAAAAAAAAAAAAAAAGAAAGAGGAGAGAAGAGAAGGGGGAGAGAGAAGAGAAGGAGAGAUUGCCUUGCCUUCUAAUUUCUCCCUCUCCAAGCCACAGAACAAUGUCGAUGAGCCCUAAGCAUACGACUCCUUUUUCUGUUUCCGAUAUCUUGAGUCCCCUUGAGGAGAGCUAUAAGAAAGUAAGUAUGGAGAAUAACAACUUGGGGGCACCUCUCGCUUCUUACCGGCAGCCGCAGGUCUCUCAGGCGGCGAUGCAGCAGCACCACAUGGGCCACAACGGGACUGUGUCAGCGGCUUACCACAUGACUGCGGCGGGUGUCUCCCAGCUGUCACACACUGCCAUGGGGGGCUACUGCAACGGCAACCUGGGCAACAUGGGCGAGCUGCCGGCGUACCAGGACGGGAUGAGAGGCAGCGCCGCGGCCACCGGCUGGUACGGAGCCAACCCGGACCCGCGCUUCUCCACCAUCUCUCGCUUCAUGGGCUCCUCGUCGGGCAUGAACAUGGGCAGCAUGGGCAGCCUCAGCUCCCUGGCAGACGUGGGCAAAGGCAUGGGCUCCCUGUCCAGCGCCCCGAGGAGAAAACGGCGGGUGCUUUUCUCCCAGGCGCAGGUCUACGAGCUGGAGCGCCGCUUCAAGCAGCAGAAGUACCUGUCGGCGCCGGAGAGGGAGCACCUGGCGAGCAUGAUCCACCUCACGCCGACCCAGGUGAAGAUCUGGUUCCAAAACCACCGCUACAAGAUGAAGAGGCAGGCCAAAGACAAAGUGUCCCAGCAGCAGAUGCAGCAGGAGAGCGGCGGCUCCUGCCAGCAGCAGCAGCAGCAGCAGCAGCAGCAACAGCAGCAGCAAUCCCCACGGAGGGUGGCCGUGCCGGUGUUGGUAAAAGACGGCAAGCCGUGUCAAGGCAGCGGCCACACGCCCACGUCCGCGGCGCAAACGCACCACCAACAGGGAGGCAACGUCAUGAUCAUGUCCAACAACGCGUCCGGGCACGGGCAGCACCCGAGCCAGCAGGUGGGCAGCACGGGUCACUCCCCGGACCUGGCGCAGCACUCCUCCAGCCCGCCGUCCCUGCAGAGCCAGGUAGCCGGCCUCUCCCACCUGAACUCCCCCGGAGCGGAGUACGGCUCGGCCUUACAGUGCUCGGCCCUGCUGUACGGCAGGACGUGGUGACGAGACGCUGCGGCUGUGGUUCAAAUUCCCUCCGCGGCGAAAAGAGAGGCAGGUCGCAGCACACAUGCACGCAUUUCAACAACAACAACAACAAAAAAAAGACGAAGAAGAAGAGAAAACUCGAGGUGCAUCUUUUUAUUCUGCAAGGAAACUCGCGUGGAAGAAACUUUUCCCAUAAACUGUGGAUGUGAACGUCCUGGGAUUUAUUUAUGUAAAUUAUAUAAAGAGACAAAAGAAGAUCGUUGCGGUAGACUGAUAGUUGGGGGACACCUGACCCUGAGCAGGGACACACACACACACACACACACACACACACACACCCACACACACACACACACACACGACUGGACUGCAGUGAAACCCAAUGCGCCUCUGCUUUCUAAUAGAAUUUAAUGUGAGCCGUAGGUCUAGCCUGUACAUUUCUGUAAAAGGUUUGAAUUGUAGCUCUUUGUUGUACAAACUUUUUUGACGCUCUUGCUGGUUUGUUGUGGUUUCCCCGGUAUUUGUACGUUUUAUUUCUUUGUAACUUAUAUAGAUAUUUGACACACUACAAAAACAGUCCUAUUAAUAAAUUAUGGAAACGAGA
Xiphophorus couchianus (Monterrey platyfish) is the source of this 1945-nucleotide messenger RNA. RefSeq names its product NK2 homeobox 1 (gene nkx2-1). Gene Ontology annotation, cellular component: nucleus. The record is from RefSeq and is a predicted model, not a curated record. The transcript is spliced from 2 exons. Lineage: Eukaryota; Metazoa; Chordata; Actinopteri; Cyprinodontiformes; Poeciliidae. Gene Ontology annotation, molecular function: RNA polymerase II cis-regulatory region sequence-specific DNA binding; DNA-binding transcription factor activity, RNA polymerase II-specific. Gene Ontology annotation, biological process: regulation of transcription by RNA polymerase II; cell differentiation. The coding region runs from base 289 to 1359 and encodes 356 amino acids.